Molecule: messenger RNA, 729 nt
Organism: Cladocopium goreaui
Lineage: Eukaryota; Dinophyceae; Suessiales; Symbiodiniaceae
Source: the annotation of a GenBank genome assembly
AUGCUGCUCACGAAGCUUCGUGAGUUUGGGUACGCUGUCGUCCGUGGCCUCUGUCCGUUGUCGUUAGUCCAAGGAGCCACAAGAUGUGUAGUAGAUCGGGCAAUGCACGCGUUGCAGUUGAAAGGUGUGCCGCCAGGAGAAAACAUGGAAGGCAUGCUGCAAGCAACAUGGACCACCAGCAAGGACAUGGCUGGAUGGCAUUUGUCGCGCAACUUGCCUUUUGGCAAUGCAACCCAUCUGUUGGGGUGGCGAGCCUCGACGGGGACUGGCGUGCUGUUCCAAGGGCUUUGGAGCGAUUCGCUACCUUUGGCGACACUCUGCCGACAAGCCUCUCCGAUUGCUUCUGCUUUCUACACCACAGCCAAGCUGGCGCACUACCCUGCUGCACCUUCUCUGAAGCCACCUGGUUCUGGCCGUGACGCGCUUGCUGUUGAUUCGGCUCGUGACCUGAGGAUUCGAAUUUCUCUUUCCAAUUCAAGUUUUUGGGUUUGCCCUGGAAGCCACCUGGACGAGUCUUUGCGCCAAGCAGCAGCGUCAUCCCAAUGCAAGACCGGGAUUUACAGCCUCAGUGCUAGCGAGACAAAGAAACAUCCAGCUGUUCGCCAUGAGUUGUCUGAAGGAGACGCCUUGGUUUUGGCCGGCUGCGCUUGGUGUGACGCAGAAGUAUUGGCGGGAGGAAGAUGGAGUGCUUCUCUUGAUGCUACGUUCCAGCCGCUGAAUGGCACAUAA